This is a messenger RNA of Brassica oleracea var. oleracea, 696 nucleotides long. RefSeq names its product proteasome subunit alpha type-1-A-like. Gene Ontology annotation, cellular component: proteasome core complex; proteasome core complex, alpha-subunit complex. Gene Ontology annotation, biological process: ubiquitin-dependent protein catabolic process. Lineage: Eukaryota; Viridiplantae; Streptophyta; Magnoliopsida; Brassicales; Brassicaceae. The record is from RefSeq and is a predicted model, not a curated record. The coding region runs from base 1 to 696 and encodes 231 amino acids. The transcript has 3 exons.
AUGUUCAGGAAUCAGUACGACACAGACGUGACGACAUGGAGCCCAACAGGUCGUCUGUUCCAAGUAGAAUACGCCAUGGAAGCAGUGAAGCAAGGCUCAGCCGCAAUUGGACUCAGAUCUCGCUCCCAUGUAGUCCUGGCGUGCGUCAACAAAGCCCAAUCUGAGCUCUCGUCGCAUCAGAAGAAGAUCUUCAAAGUGGAUGACCACAUAGGCGUCGCAAUCGCUGGACUCACAGCGGAUGGACGUGUUCUCUCCCGUUAUAUGAGACCGGAAGCUAUCAAUCACUCCUUCACAUAUCAGUCUCCACUUCCCGUUGGUCGUCUCGUUGUUCAUCUUGCUGAUAAGGCUCAGGUCUGCACCCAAAGAUCAUGGAAACGACCCUAUGGCGUGGGUUUGUUGGUAGGUGGACUGGAUGAGUCUGGAGCCCACCUUUACUACAACUGCCCCGGCGGAAACUACUUCGAGUAUCAAGCUUUUACUAUCGGUCCCGUUCUCAAGCUGCAAAGACCUACCUGGAACGCAAGUGUUGGUGAACCAUUCCACUUCUUGGACCAGGAAACGAUACAGAAAGUGAUCGAUACGUUUGAGAAAGUUGCAAAUGAAGAGGAAGGAGAAGGUGUGGCCGAACCUGCUGCACCCGCAGAAGAGGGUGGUGAUGGUACAGGUGACCAAGACGUGGCUCCAAUGGAAACGUAA